AUACAAACUUCUCACACACACACAAAUCGAAUUCAACAAACCAACAAACGAAAGAACACACACAUUGAAUGAUCUCCCUUUUCUUUGGAUUCACUCUCGCGCAAACACACACAACAAACAAAUGCAAAUAUAAUAUCUUUUUCUCAUUAAGUUGCUAACUUAUAGUAACAUCUCACCUAAUAAGAUCUAAACUUUAUCAAAGAUCUAAACUUUCUUCUCCAAUGUUCUUCUUCUGAUCUCCCAAAGCAAGAGAAUGGUGGAACCACUUCCGAUCACCAGGAGGCGCUUCCUCUCAUCCCACAAGUCCCUCGUCACCGUCUUCUGGAUCGCCGCCUUCGCCUCCUUAUUCAUCUGGCAAUCCCGCGGCAGAGGAGGAGCCUCUCUCUACCGCGUCAACGGCAGCCUCUCCUCUGUUUUCUGGUGGACAGCUACGACGACGACGACAACAACCUCCUCCGCCGACGCCGGAGAGUUCCCUCGGCUUAGACCCGUUUCCUUCAAUCUAACGGACUUCGGCGCGGUGGGGGACGGCGUCACCGUCAACACGGAGGCCUUCGAGAGAGCUGUCUACGCGAUCUCGAAGCUUUCGAAGAAAGGAGGUGGGCAGCUUAAUGUGCCUCCUGGGAGGUGGCUCACCGCUCCGUUUAAUCUCACUAGCUUCAUGACUCUGUUCCUAGCUGAGGACGCUGAGAUCCUUGCCGUUCAGGAUGAAACGUUGUGGCCUCUGCUUCCUCCUUUGCCUUCAUACGGCUAUGGAAGAGAGCAUUAUGGACCCCGUUAUGGAAGUUUCAUUCACGGACAGAAUCUAAAAGAUGUAGUCGUCACAGGAAAUAACGGAAGCAUCAACGGGCAGGGAGUUUACUGGUGGAAAAAGUAUCGCUCAAAGCUUCUAAACCACACAAGAGGACCACUGGUGCAGAUCAUGUGGUCAAGCGACGUUGUUUUCGCCAACAUCACUCUGCGCGACUCUCCCUUCUGGACACUUCACCCAUACGACUGCAAAAACGUCACAAUCACAAACAUGACCAUUUUAGCACCUGUCUUCGAAGCCCCAAACACUGAUGGCAUUGAUCCUGAUUCAUGCGAGGACAUGCUAAUAGAGAACUCCUACAUCAGCGUUGGAGACGAUGGAAUCGCAAUAAAGAGCGGUUGGGACCAGUACGGAACUAACUACGGACGUCCUUCAAAGAACAUACUCAUCCGCAACCUCAUCAUCCGCUCCAUGGUUAGUGCUGGCAUCUCAAUAGGAAGCGAGAUGUCUGGUGGAGUCUCCAACAUCACAGUCGAAAACAUUCUGAUCUGGAGCUCACGGCGUGGAGUCAGGAUCAAAACCGCACCGGGAAGAGGCGGCUACGUCCGCGACAUAACGUUCCGUAACGUCACGUUGGACGAGCUGAGAGUUGGCAUUGUGGUUAAAACCGACUACAACGAGCAUCCGGACGGUGGAUUCAACCCCCAAGCCUUCCCGGUGCUGGAGAACAUUAACUACACGGGGAUAUACGGUCAGGGAGUGCGCGUGCCGGUGCGUAUGCAGGGGAGCAAAGAGAUUCCGGUUAAGAAUGUAACGUUUAGGGACAUGUCGGUGGGGAUAACGUACAAGAAGAAGCAUAUUUUUCAGUGUGCUUAUGUGCAGGGGCGUGUGAUUGGGACUAUCUUCCCGGCUCCUUGUGAGAAUCUUGAUCGGUAUGAUGAGCAGGAGCAGCUGGUGAAGCAGUCUGAUUCUCAGAACGCAACGGAUAUAGAUUAUGAGAUCUGAGGGCUGGGUUUGAGUUUGAGUUUGGUCUUUUAUUUUGCUGAGGCUUAGUUUAAUUUUUUUAAAUGAUGGCUUGGUGUUACAGAAAAAUGGAACUAUGGAUCUUUUGGACAAGUCUUUGACUACUGAAUGUUAAUAUCUUUUACCAGGUGAAUUUUUGUUUCUU
Molecule: messenger RNA, 1919 nt
Organism: Brassica oleracea var. oleracea
Lineage: Eukaryota; Viridiplantae; Streptophyta; Magnoliopsida; Brassicales; Brassicaceae
Product: probable polygalacturonase
Exons: 5
Coding region: 254-1756 (500 amino acids)
Biological process (GO): carbohydrate metabolic process
Molecular function (GO): polygalacturonase activity
Source: RefSeq, a predicted model, not a curated record